This is a messenger RNA of Linum tenue, 555 nucleotides long. NCBI's taxonomy places the organism in Eukaryota, Viridiplantae, Streptophyta, Magnoliopsida, Malpighiales, Linaceae. The record is from the annotation of a GenBank genome assembly.
AUGGCUUCUGGUCCUCGGACUACUGAGCGUCUCUGCGACUCCGAAACCGACGAGCAGAACUUCGCCCAACGGAAGAAGCGGUUGCGCAGCGUCAGCUUCGCCGAGGUCGAGAUCACUUCCGUCUACGUCUUUGAACGCGACGAGAGCAACGAGAAUCCACCGGCCGACGGUGCCUCAACGAAGAACCAGACUCCCGAGCCUGAGAACGAGGUGCUAGGGUUUUUCAAGGAGCUUGCGGAUGGCAACGACGAUUUGGAAGAGUCUUCAUUCUAUGGAGGCGAAGCCGAAGAAGAAGACGUUGUGGAUCCCAGUGCUCGCAAGUCGUUUUGGCAGCCGAUGGAGUUCCCCGGGAGAACUAUUUUCGGUUCCGCCACUUCAAAUGACGUGGAUAAUUUUUUCGGUCCUGUGUCGACCGAUUUCAUUAGACCUAGACGCUUGCCCGACACUGGUGAUUCGAAUGAUAAUAAUCAUGAAAUCAUGAUGGACUCAACGGGGAUCUUAGGACUCCUACCAAAGUUGGAUUUGGCUUUGGAAAGAAAACCCCUUCCAGCUUAG